AUGAGAAACAUCACAAGCAAUUUUCCACAGAAGCAGCAGCAGGAAGAGGUGCGAAAACGCGAAAAGGAGUCACAGAGACAGUCACCACGUCAGCGGCGGCGCUCUCCUCCACGUGCACGUUCACCUUCACGCUCACCCUCACCCAAACCCCGAAGACGUCCCCAGGUAGAAAGAACCAUCCCUCAGACCCCCCAAAAAGCUCCAGAGACCUUUCCAAAGCCCCGCAGGCCAGAGAUACGAUUUUCACUAUCUUUAUGCAUCUCAUGUUUGUUAGAAGCACGCCCAAAGCCUGCGUCAAAGGUUGCUAAGCCACUGAUAUACGCCACUCCACCGGUGACCCAACCCAAAUCACCUCCACCAAUAAAGACUGAAGUAAAUCCACUCCCAGUACCUCCUAACAUCCAAGAACCUGAACCAGAACCAGAAUCUCCAGAACCGACAUCUCCUAAACCAGAACCUACUAGUAAAAUUAGAGAGAUCAUCAAGCAGUACCAGAGCCGGCCCUCUCCAGAACCUAAAGCCUUCGAGCCUGUCAGGGUUCCGGCCAAGCAAUUUCUAAAGAAAAAUGACCCCAAAGAUGAGGCGCUGGCCAUUCUCAAAUCUCAGGGACCUGUCACUCAGCAGAAGAAACAGUGGGAAGAGAAGCCUCCUUCACCCCCCCAGCCCCCUGAGUCCCAUGGUCCUCGUGCCAUCUCUAACGAUAUGAAACAGAAGCAGCGUUCACUAGCUGAUCUCUUCGGCUCGCAGCGUUCGCAUGCUCUGCCUCGAGCUCGUGAGCCCAUCCCUCCUCCAUCUCCCAGCAUCCCCGACCCACCACUGAUGUCUCCACCUGGACCUAAUCAGUUCAACAGGAUGGCUGAGGAGGAGAGUGUUCGCUCCCAAUUGCACAGAUUCUCUGCCAGCGUUUACUUUUCCUACCCCAGUAUGCCUGGCAAACUCUUCCUGCGCAAGGAGCUGUUUUAUCCCAGGGAAAAAUUCAACCACCCAUACAUACUUAAUUUACUCUGUGAGCAGAUCAUGCGAGACACUUACUCAGAUUCUUGUCCGAGGAUUUCACGUGAAGAAAGGCGUAAAAUGAAAGACCUUUUGGCGAGCUUCCAUAUCAGAACCAGUAUCAGUUCACUAGAUGAUGCUAUGAAGAAAAGAAUUGUCAUGGCUGCAAGAGACAACUGGUCCAAUUAUUUUGCACGUCUCUUUAAUGUGAAGGUGGGGAACGGAGGAGAUGCUCAGAUUCUGGGAGUGUCGCAUAGAGGAAUCAGACUGCUGAAGGUGGCCAGAGCUUCAGGCAUAAACCCCGAACACCUCAAACUGCUCCACAGCUACAGUUUUUCACAGGUUUUGUCAGUACAGCAGCAAGGGGCUGGAAAAGUCGUGAUCACUUUGAGUAAUGAGGAGUUGGAACUUCACUCUCAACAGGCACCACAGAUCGCUGCUGUGAUUCAUCUCUUCCUCAUGGAGCUGAUUACGAACUCAGACUAUGUGAUCGCUGUGAAGAGCUAUGUGACAGAUGACAAGAGCUUGCUGUCCUUUCACAGAGGUGACGUCAUCAAAAUCCUGAACAUGGACGGCCUCAAGGACGGAUGGAUGUUUGGUUCCAGUGGGGGCCGUUCUGGACUCCUUCCGGUGGACGUCACUCAGCCUUGUGCCCCACCAGACUACCACAGCAGCAACAUGGAGCGGCAGCUUGAGCGGAAAAAGAGUAUGAGACUGACCGGCUCUUCCCUCAAUGGCCCUGUCACCAACAUGCCUGUCAGUGGCUCCGUUUCCAACACCCCUGUUACCCGCUCAGUGGCUGGCAGUGAAUACAGUGUGGAAGUGGGGUUCAUCCAGAGAUCUGAAUCAGAACGUCAGAAGUAUAUCAUGACUGAGUUUGCCAAGAAGUUCUUCACAGAUGCUAUCAACAGGUGA
Sinocyclocheilus rhinocerous is the source of this 1908-nucleotide messenger RNA. Its product is annotated as unconventional myosin-XVB-like. Gene Ontology annotation, molecular function: protein binding. Lineage: Eukaryota; Metazoa; Chordata; Actinopteri; Cypriniformes; Cyprinidae. The record is from RefSeq and is a predicted model, not a curated record. The transcript is spliced from 14 exons. Bases 1 to 1908 code for a protein of 635 amino acids.